Lycium ferocissimum is the source of this 540-nucleotide messenger RNA. RefSeq lists its product as uncharacterized. The record is from RefSeq and is a predicted model, not a curated record. Lineage: Eukaryota; Viridiplantae; Streptophyta; Magnoliopsida; Solanales; Solanaceae. Bases 37 to 390 code for a protein of 117 amino acids. The transcript has 2 exons.
GGUCAGGAUUGAUCCGGGGCGGGUCACAACGAGUGUAUGAAUGUCAAACGGGUUCGAAGAGAAUUUGCUCCUGUAGAGGCUCACUUUUGUUGUGAGAAGAAAAUGGCAGCUCAAGAGGAAGUAAAACAACUGUCUGAGUGCUCAGUCUCCAAUGCCCUAGGGACAUGGGUUUUCUCUGUUGCUGGUGCAUUGCUUGCAAUUCCAGUGGGUAUAAAACGGAAAUCUUUGGCACCCCUCGUAUUCUUUGGCACAACUGGUACGAUGCUAGAUAUAAUUAUGGGUAUCAGUGCUUGUGAAAGAGAACAUGCAGAACGGCAAAUGAAGCUAUUGGAAGAAGCACAAGGAUCUGCAACUGUUGAUACUUUGGCUGAUGCUGCAACCGAACAUUGAUAGCAUUCAGGUUGUCUGGACUUUGGCUUAAACAGUUCAUGUAGCAUUUCGAGUACUGUUGGCUGUCAGUUUACCGUUUACCUGGCUUGUAACUUGAAUAUCGUCAUAUGCUGAAAAGAAGUCAAAUAAUGUAUGGUGUGAUUACACUUG